Molecule: messenger RNA, 1377 nt
Organism: Miscanthus lutarioriparius
Lineage: Eukaryota; Viridiplantae; Streptophyta; Magnoliopsida; Poales; Poaceae
Source: the annotation of a GenBank genome assembly
AUGGCGGCUGCAGCCGCGCUCCGCUGCUGCUUCCCCGGCUCAGCAAUCGGUAGUGGCUUCGUCAGGUCCUCUUCCUCAAGGCGGGGCCGAAGCGCAGCGGCCGUAGCGGCGCCGUCGCGGGAGGCAGAUCCGGCCGCUUCGCUAGGGGACCGUACCCGCGUCGACUUCCCCAUCCUCCACCAGGAAUUUGAUGGUGCCAAAUUAGUUUACUUUGACAAUGGUGCAACAUCACAGAAACCUUUUAGUGUAAUGAAAACAUUAGAUGAGUACUACCGAUCGUACAAUUCAAAUGUGCAUCGUGGUAUUCAUGCACUCAGCGCAAAGGCUACCGAUGCAUAUGAAGGUGCCAGAAGAAAAGUUGCAAGUUUCGUCAAUGCAGCUGAUAGCAGAGAGAUAGUUUUCACUCGUAAUGCUACAGAAGCUAUCAAUUUGGUAGCAUAUUCAUGGGGCCUAUCUAAUAUAAAACAAGGAGAUGAGAUUGUUCUUACAGUUGCGGAGCAUCAUAGUGCCAUUGUUCCAUGGCAAUUUGUUUCCCAGAAGACUGGUGCCACUUUAAAGUAUGUUGGGCUGACUAAAGAAGAGGUUCCGGACAUUGAACAGUUAAAAGCUCUUCUUUCAAACAAGACAAAGAUAGUUGUUGUCCAUCAUGUCUCAAAUGUACUUGGUUCAAUGCUUCCUAUUGAGGACAUUGUAACAUGGUCAAAAAGAGUUGGAGCUAAGGUUCUUGUAGAUGCUUGUCAAAGUGUUCCCCACAUGCCAGUUGAUGUUCAGAAGCUUGGUGCAGAUUUUCUUGUAGCAUCGUCACAUAAGAUGUGUGGCCCUACAGGCGUUGGAUUUAUGCACAGCACAUUUGAGAUGUUGUCAUCUAUGGAGCCUUUCUUAGGUGGUGGGGAAAUGAUUGCAGACGUGUUCAAAGACAAAUCCACAUAUGCUGAACCUCCCUCUAGAUUUGAGGCUGGAACUCCUGCAAUUGGAGAAACUAUAGGAUUGGGAGCAGCAAUUGACUAUUUAUCAUGCAUUGGCAUGGAGCAGAUCCAUGAAUAUGAGAAAGAGUUGGGGACAUAUCUCUAUGAAAGCCUUCUAUCUGUUCCAAAUGUCCGAAUAUAUGGUCCGGCACCUUCCCAAACUGAUCACCGUGCUCCUUUAUGCUCUUUCAAUAUUGAGAAUGUUCAUCCUACAGACAUUGCAGAAAUUCUUGAUCUCCAGCAUGGCGUAGCAAUUCGAUCAGGGCAUCAUUGUGCACAGAUUUUGCAUAGGACCCUUGGUAUCAAUGCAAGUGCUCGUGCAAGUCUUCACUUUUACAAUACAAAAGAUGAGGUGGAUGUCUUCAUCCAUGGGCUUAAGGCCACUGUAGACUUCCUUACGUCUGAACACUAG